This is a messenger RNA of Acanthoscelides obtectus, 1181 nucleotides long. NCBI's taxonomy places the organism in Eukaryota, Metazoa, Arthropoda, Insecta, Coleoptera, Chrysomelidae. The record is from the annotation of a GenBank genome assembly.
CUUAUUUUACCAGACCAAAAUAUAUAUAGAUGGCGUACUGUUAGCAUCAGGUCGUGUCGGCAUUUGCUGGUAACAUUUUUGCAAAAUUCACACAGUUUUAAAUUUUUUUAAUUUGUCUGUGUUGUAAAGUAAAUAGAGUAGUGUCUCCUGCUUAGGGUGGUUUAAGAGCCGAUCCAGGAUUGUGAUUCGUUCUGUGUUAAUUGAUAAUUUUCUUCGUCUAACCUCUAUACAAUCGCCAUUUGUAAUGGGUUUGUCAACGACAGACAUACGAGAAAUAAAAUCAACUAUUUAACGAGAAAUUUGUGCAAGAAAUUAUUGAAAAAGUCACAUCUGCUGUAGAGAGGAAGUUUGAAGAGAAACUCAACUCUCAAAAUCAACAAAUUAAGACCCUCACUAAUAAUACAUGGGAGCUGCGUAAGGAAAACGAUAGCCUACGCAAAAGUAUGGAGUCUCGGGAGCAGGCAGUGCGCAGCAUGAAUAUACGUAUUCAAAGAAUGGAUGUCCAAAAAGACGAAAACAUUCGGUCACGAGUUAUUCGCCUAUUUACGAACACAUUAAAGAUAAACGUCCAAAAUUCUGGUAUAAAAAAGUGUCACCGAGUACCGUACAAGAAUCCCGGAAAUAAGCCACCUGCAGUGCUAGUGAGGUUUACAUCGGAUUCGGUGCGUUUAUCAGUACUGAAAAAUAAAAAGAAUUUAAAAAAACUCUGGUAUACCUAUAAAAGAGGAUUUAACAAAAACGCGUUUAUUAUUACUUAAUAGUGCUAUAAGUGCCUUUUCGUACAAGAAUGCGUGGGCAUUAAAUGGUAACAUUUACGUAAAACAUAACAAUGACGUUCAUUAUGUAUCACAGGAGGCGGACAUUGAAAAAGUAUUUAGCAGGCAAUGAACCAUAAACUAUAUUAUAGCAAAGAAAAAAUGGAAACGUUUGAACGACAGUUUUCGGAAUGAAUUAAAGAAAGAAUGCAAACCAAAACCUGGGGACGCCCAAGGCUCACCAUGUAAGCCCCAAUGGAAAUGGUUCAAAAACAUGGAAUUUUUACAAGUAUGGAAGAAAACUUGAAAAGUGACUCCUCGUAUUUCACACAGGAAGAGUCUCAGCGUGAAACCGAGUCUAUUGAUGGUGGGGUGAUGAGAUCCGAAUUGUAUUGAAUUCUUAUCAAUACAAUUUUUUAAAACGUA